Molecule: messenger RNA, 660 nt
Organism: Anisakis simplex (herring worm)
Lineage: Eukaryota; Metazoa; Nematoda; Chromadorea; Rhabditida; Anisakidae
Source: the annotation of a GenBank genome assembly
AUGGAUGAAGUACCGUCCAAAGCCUCGUUGAAACUUCUACUAUCUGAGACAUCUUCAUUUGCUGAUAACAGCACUAUAACUACCAAUAAUGCCAAUGAGUCAUGUGAUAGCAGUUCAGCAUAUUCGGGUGAUGAAGAUUCAGAAAACAGCACUAGUAAUAGUAGCAGAAGUAGAAGUAAUGUCGAGAAACGUUUGAAUCGCAAAAGGAAAACACAUAAACAAUCGAAAUUAAGUGCGCAUUCGUCGCACAACAAUGUUGUUCAGUCGUCUUCUAAAAGGCAACAAUGCUCGAGUGGUCAUUAUAGUGAAUUCGAGAAUUUCGCGAACGGAAUUGAUGAGUACACUUCACAAUCAGACGAUGAUGAGAUUGGUGCAAAUGAGGCUCGUUUUGAUCUUCGUCGCAACCAGUAUUCUUCACCAAACACAAGCCCAUCAUCAUUAAACAAUAACAACGAAGUUGUGACUAGCAAAAUGCGACAGAAUCGAGUUGAUAAAGGUGACGAACACCAGCAUGCAACAGAUAAGGCUGUGGUAAGAAAUGAAUUAAUGAGUGACAUUGAAACGCUGGAUAUUGAGGAUGCAUUGUGUGUGGUACGAGAAGGAUUUGGAAAUGCACCACCGUUGGCCAAUGAAGAGAAUUUUGAGGAUGAGAUUGAUUAG